Molecule: messenger RNA, 2389 nt
Organism: Eucalyptus grandis
Lineage: Eukaryota; Viridiplantae; Streptophyta; Magnoliopsida; Myrtales; Myrtaceae
Product: serine/threonine-protein kinase GRIK1
Exons: 13
Coding region: 741-1997 (418 amino acids)
Biological process (GO): intracellular signal transduction; protein phosphorylation
Cellular component (GO): cytoplasm
Molecular function (GO): ATP binding; protein serine/threonine kinase activity
Source: RefSeq, a predicted model, not a curated record
CUUUCUUCUCCCCACUUCCCUCCUUCCCCGGACGCGCUUUCGGUUAUCUUCCAAUUUUGGCCCCCCGGGAUUCCCCUAAUUUCUCAUCCCGCCCGCCUCGCAAAAACCUUCCUAUUUCAACCCAAUCGCGCAGGCAGGACCUCCUUCGGAGGACUCCCCCGGUCUCGCGGCGAAUCUCCCUUCCCGAUUCCCGUCGCUCCCUCCCGCCCCGGGCCGUAUUUAUCCAUCGCGGCUUCGUGCUCGAUUAGGGUUUCUGGAUCUCCAGCCGAUUCGCCUUUCGGAGGUGCCGCCGAUUUCGCAUCGCUUUCCGGAGGCCUCGCGCCUUCGUGCGCCGAAUCGCCCGGUGCCGCCGUCGGGCCGUUCGUAUCGCCGAGCGCGUCGUAAUGCUCGCCUCCGAAUAAGUUCCGGCGCCGGCGCAUCGUCUCCUUCGGCAGAUUAUACGCAAGGGGGUCAAGAAAUUCCAUUGCUUUUGCGAGGUGGUGGAUUCAGCUCUCUCUCUUUGUUUCUCUCGACAAGGUCUUAUAAACUGGAGCUGUCGCUAUGUUGGUUCUCGGUAGAAACAGCUGCUGCAGCAACGUAAUCAGCUGUUUCGUUCAUUUGUCUGAAUGGCAUCCGUUGGAAUAGCAGAGCUGCUUGGGGCUUGAAAGCCCUGUCCUCUCCUGUGUACACCAGGUUUUUGGACUUUUUGUUUAUCUUGAAGCUGAAAGUUGCAGUGUAUAACUAUAGUUUCCAAAUUUCUCAUGUUCAACAAAGGGUAUCCUAUUGCAAGAUUCAUGGGCUGCUGUAGUUGCUUUGGAUUCUCCCGGAAGCCCAAAAGAACCUCGAGGCCCGUUUCUGGAUUGAAUAAUCAUCCUUCUCAGGAGUGUCUGUUGGAUGAAGACAUGGAAGAUGAUCAUGAGGAUGAUCGUUCAUACAAUGGUGAGGUCACGGAUAGUGCUCAUGAAGAUGAUGACAGAGAAUUGCGGAGACGUGCCCAACGUUCGGAAGAUAUACUGAGGUUUAGAGAAGAAAAUGGCAUGAUUUGCAGGCAAUAUCCUGUAAAAGAAACCCACAAAGUGUUCCGUACAGAGGAUGAAAAUGGGAAUAAGAUGGUCAAUGAAUAUGUUCGUGAGUGUAAGAUUGGCUCUGGUAGCUAUGGCAAAGUGGUUCUCUACCGAAGUCAAGUCGAUGGAAAGCAUUAUGCAAUUAAGGCCUUUCAUAAGUCACAUUUGCUAAGGCUGCGUGUGGCACCUUCAGAAACUGCCAUGACCGAUGUUCUUCGAGAAGUUUUGAUCAUGAAAAUGUUGGAGCACCCUAAUAUAGUCAACCUCAUAGAGGUGAUUGAUGACCCAGAAACAGAUCACUUCUACAUGGUCCUUGAAUAUGUGGAUGGCAAAUGGGCUUAUGAAGGAUCUGGUCCCCAAGGGAUUGGAGAAAAUACUGCCAGAAAGUAUCUGCGUGAUAUUGUUUCUGGGCUGAUGUAUCUCCACACUCAUAAUAUAGUGCAUGGAGAUAUCAAGCCUGAUAAUUUGUUGGUGACCAGUUCUGGCAUUGUGAAGAUAGGAGAUUUCAGUGUUAGCCAGGUCUUUGAGGAUGAUAAUGAUGAACUCCGGCGAUCCCCUGGGACUCCUGUUUUCACAGCACCUGAGUGCUGUCUAGGUCUCACUUAUCACGGGAAGGCUGCUGAUACUUGGGCUGUGGGAGUCACUCUUUACUGUAUGGUCUUGGGACAUUAUCCUUUCCUUGGAGAAACACUGCAAGACACGUAUGACAAGAUAGUUAAUAACCCUUUGAUACUCCCGGAUGGUCUCAAUCCACAACUUAAGAACUUGCUGGAGGGGCUUCUUUGCAAAGAUCCAGAACACAGGUUGACAUUGGAUGCUGUUGCAGCUCAUGCCUGGGUUGUUGGAGAAGACGGACCGAUCCCUCAGUAUUUAUGCUGGUGCAAGCGCAAAAGCUUGGAGGCGCAAGAACGUGAUGGGAGCAAAAAUGAUACUGACAUGAGUUUGACUAACUGAGUUUCGUUGACUUUUGAAAUUACCUAUCUGUAUAGUAAAGCCCAAGAGCUUCUCCUUUCCUUUUCCUUAUUGGCUCAUGAGCUGGCGAAUCUGGAGACGGGAAUCAGAGAUGCUGCUGGGAGGAAUUAUCCGUUGAAACAGGGAUGAAAGACCUGUGCUCAGAGUGGAAAUAGAGAUGGAUAGAUAUGUCUGGAUGGCUCUAGAAUGCAGAUAUGAGUUUUAGUAGGUUAAGGCUUUUGGGAUUUUGUUCAUGAUCUCUUGCCGGAAGAUUAGCUUGUCUUGCCAUUUACAUUGGGUUCAUAGGUUUUGAAACUGAGAGAGAGAUUGUACUGACAUUAGUCAAUUCCUUAACGAUUUGCUUAAUGCUUGAUUUUCUACCGUCUUUGGUUAUA